CGACAACAUCGAUUCACACACAUCAAACAAAUAACUGCAAAUCGUCGUCGCGUCAAUUGAUCAAUCGCUUGUGAUAAGCCAGACAACAUUUUGUGCCGAAAAUUCCCGAUUAUAAAAAGAAAAAAUCAACGUUUGUCCCGCAACUGAAAAAUACCCAAAUAUAUUUAAUCAACUGUGUGUCACAGGAUAUACACCAAAAUAAUAAUCGAAUAAUCAGACAUAAAUAAAGCAUGUGCUCGUUAAAACAUCAAUUUUAUACCCUGGCCGUGGCAUUGUCCGUGGGAUUGCUUGGCCUGGUGAGUGCGUUGCCACAGCGUCUACAGUACCAGCCGCAGUAUCAACAGCAGCAGUAUCAACAGCAGCAGGUGCAGCAGCUUCAGGAUGUGCCACACACACUGCUCGACAUCGAGACUCCAAAUCAGUUCAGCUACAAUUCACCACUAGCCCAGCCGGACAGUUUACGCUCCAAACCGUACUUUGAUUUCCUUAGCACACUCUAUGCCCACGAUUCGGCCAAAACGGAUCUGUUUCGCAAUCGGCCACGUCGCGAUCUCCAGUCGGAACUGAAGACACAACAGCCCCUGGCUGUGGCUGCUGCAGCUGACCGGCCCGUGAGUCAUCGUCGGGAACGCAAACGCCGUGCAAUUGUCUUCCGUCCACUGUUCGUGUAUCAGCAGCGCGAGAUCAAGAAGAAGGAGAUCGCGGCAAGGAGACGCAGCGAUGAAACUCGCCGUCGUCGCUACUAAUCAAAUCGCACAUAGUCGUUAAUAUGUACUCCAGCAUAAACCUAAUCAACAACCAUGCACAAUCAUCAUGCAACAAUGAGAAGUGGCUAUGGCUGUCACUGGUCUUCUACAGGGUCCUCUCUAGCGCUUAGCUUUUUAUUAUUGUGUUCUAGCCUUAAGUCAACCCCCGCACAAUGCACAAUGCAGCGAUAAGCUAUCUAUAUAUAUAAAUACAUAUAUAUAUAUAUAUAUAUAUAUAUAUACGUAUUAUGUAUACAUUGUAUCUCCCACACAUCCUACGCAUUCGCACAUCCCUCCUAACUAUGAUAAGUAAUCACAUCACUAAAUUAAUAUGCAAGUAUUUUAUAUUUGCUAACUGAUUUAUACUAGUUUGUUA
Molecule: messenger RNA, 1122 nt
Organism: Drosophila grimshawi
Lineage: Eukaryota; Metazoa; Arthropoda; Insecta; Diptera; Drosophilidae
Exons: 2
Coding region: 231-746 (171 amino acids)
Source: RefSeq, a predicted model, not a curated record